Fonsecaea nubica is the source of this 1575-nucleotide messenger RNA. RefSeq lists its product as hypothetical. The transcript has a single exon. Lineage: Eukaryota; Fungi; Ascomycota; Eurotiomycetes; Chaetothyriales; Herpotrichiellaceae. The record is from RefSeq and is a predicted model, not a curated record. The coding region runs from base 1 to 1575 and encodes 524 amino acids.
AUGGAGCCCGACACACUCCAAACCUUUGCUGCGGCUGUCCAACAACAAUUCCCUGCUUUCAGCAACGAGCAUGACGGCGCCUCGCAAGAUGCCGCCGCCGCAGCUGGGUAUGCCCCUGCUGAUUCCCUCAACGGCAACCCUCACAACCAAUCCUAUCCCAUAAUCCUGCCACCACUGCCACCAGCGGCGAACAGUUCUCCAAACGUCCAGACUAGGAAACAAAGUAACACUUUGAGAAACACAAACAGUCCUAGCGCGAAUGCGGCCAUGCGCAGUCCUCAGCAGACGCGCUCCGGCAUGUCGGUCCAGACUCGAGCUGCCCAGAACACAACCUCGAGCACCCCAUCUCGCGCCGGUAGUAACGCUUCGAGCGUGACUCCCCAGGCCCAAGCCACACAGAUGAGCCAACAGUCUGAUAACUUGGAAGGGCAGCCAGACCCUGCGCAAUCCCAGAAGCAGAAUGACUUUGUCUUCAGGAACUCUUCGUCUGCAUUUCCGAACGGCACUCCCACGCCUACUCGAUCCUUGUCGAAGCAGUCACAAGUCUACACUACGCCGCAUGGCGUCGUUCAGGCUGAUCCCUGGGUGUCUCAUUACCAAACUACACCCUCGACCAACGACCUCAGUGGUGCCCUCAAUAUCAACAACGGCAACAAUGACAAUGCAGAAACCGACCCUGCUGUUGCGGCAAAUCCCUUCAGCGACUCUUUCCCCUUGGUGCCCGAUCCACCAAACCUUGAGGAAUGGCGCAACAAACUCUUCAACAUCACCGAGACCUUGGUGUUAUCCGAAGAAGAGUUCCUCACUUACUUUCCCCAUGUCGAUAACGUCUACUCGCACCGCUCCACUCAGAAAUACAAACGCAAGGCAUUUGUCAGUCACUACUGGGACUGCCGACUGAAGGGUCGUCCAAGCGGUACCCCGAAGAGUGAUGAUCCCAACAAGAAAAAGCGCAAGCGCCAGGCUCGGGAGCGAGAUCUUUGCGAUGUCAAAAUCAAAAUCACAGAGUACUUUAGCGCUGAGGAGGCAAGGAAGAUGGGUAUGACAACUGGGAGUGACAUGAAUGGCAUCGACACUGGCGUCAAUGCUAACGGCACGAUGGCGAAUGAAAUCAACACCUUCGGAGGCGUCGACAACAGUGAAUUGACGAUCGUCCUCGAAGAUGGCAGUCAAGGUCUCAGUGGUGUUGGUCAUCUCGGCGGCGUUGGCAGUGCUCCUCACAGCUCUACCAACCCCAUCGACCCAAAUUUCGGAUUGCUUGAACUACCCCGUCCUCUACCUCAAGGGCACCCAGGAGCUGACGGAAAACGAUGGUUCACGAUCCAACGUGUCCGAGGCAACCCGGGUGGCGGAGCCGUCAAAGACUCUAACAGACGUGACAGUAAUGUCAAUGGCGAUGUCGAAGACGAAAUCGACCAGUCGGUGCUGGACCCCAAUUUGAACGCCGACCUGGACCACAAGCAUACCCUCGAAGAAAGUGACCGGAUCAAGAAGAAUAGCGUUCAAAGAUGGAUGUUGAAGGAGGAAAAGGAGAAGAAACGAUUGAGUGUAAGUGUGUCUUCCACCACCCUGUAA